Pelobates cultripes (western spadefoot toad) is the source of this 507-nucleotide messenger RNA. The record is from the annotation of a GenBank genome assembly. Lineage: Eukaryota; Metazoa; Chordata; Amphibia; Anura; Pelobatidae.
AUGGCCGACGGCAAACCUGCACAACCUACCCAGCAACACAGCAACCGGGAAGCAGGAUUCACGCUGAAAUUCAACGACGUGUGCAAAUGGUACUGGAGAGGCUGGGAGGAACGUCGAAAGCCAACAGCAAGACCUGCACUCAUGGAGCUACCUACAGACAACACUCCGGAGGCUUGGCACACCUGCCCUGUGCUGGGAACCUUGAAGGCUCAAGCACGCACCCGCAGCCCAAACACAGUGAAACAGGGCGGCAGCACAAGACCCCGACACCCACCUCCAGGGGACGGUGAGAGAGGCACAGGGACUCGGAAAACGGGAGUCUGUUCACAACAAGGGCUAUGGGAGUGCUGCACGACACGGCAACAGGGGAGACGAGAACUCCACGUUGCCCCUACAUGCAUCAGGUCUGAUCACCACGGGAAUAGGCUGAGAGGACUCUCUCUAACGGGAUUAAACAGGCAUCCGAACCAUGCACUCACCUCUCAGUUUUUUGUCGGCCCACCCUAA